This is a messenger RNA of Oreochromis aureus, 710 nucleotides long. Its product is annotated as lactose-binding lectin l-2-like. Gene Ontology annotation, molecular function: signaling receptor activity. The record is from RefSeq and is a predicted model, not a curated record. Bases 46 to 564 code for a protein of 172 amino acids. Lineage: Eukaryota; Metazoa; Chordata; Actinopteri; Cichliformes; Cichlidae. The transcript is spliced from 2 exons.
AGCUUCAGCAGCUCCUCAUCAUACUUUGAGACUUAAAGCUCCAACAUGAUCUUGCUCCUCUUCUUGUUCGGUCUGACUCUGGGUGCUCCUUCUGAGGCUCCUUCUGAUGGCAGUGAAGUGAAGCUACAGCUUGAUGACCACAGAGCUAAACUACUACAUGGGAACUGUUCCAUGUUCUGGUACAGCUUCAAUGGACGCUGCUACAAAUAUGUGGCCACACACAUGAGCUGGGCUGAUGCAGAGCUCUACUGUGUGUCACAGCGAGCCAACCUGGUGUCUAUCUACAACGAGGAGGAAGAGGAGUUUGUUAAAUCAUUAAUUAAGAACUUUGAUCAUGCUGAGCGAUACACCUGGAUUGGACUGAGUGACAUCCAUAAAGAAGGCAGAUGGAUGUGGUCUGAUGGUUGUGCAGUGAGUUUCACCCACUGGAAUGUUGGUGAGCCAAACAAUGGUGGAACAAAUGAACACUGUGUUCACAGUAUUGGUUACUUAAAGAAGUGGAAUGAUCAGAAAUGUUCUCUCAAUUUACCUUCUGUUUGUGCAACACGGAUAAACUGCCCUUAGAAACUGAACUGUACAUGUAAACCUGCACUGUUUAUGUUAUCUGUCUCUAUGUGUUUGUGCAAAAGUCACAAAAUUUCACCAGCCUUGAUUUUCAUGAAUGUGGAAUCAACAAUUGGCAUCUGGCAAGAGGAUAUUUACUCAUCGCA